AUGCCUUCUUCCAGUCCCGUAGGACGCACAAGGGGCCUCACCUCCUUCGUGCGACUUCUUGCAUACACAUUUCUCUUCUUACAGGUGGCUACUCUGGCCGAUGCCGGUACGCCCCGUGAUCUGACCCGUGUAUCUCAAUUUCACAAGAAAGAUCUAGGAGGAUCCUUCUCUCAUUUGGGCGGCAUUCGAAGCCGAGCCGAAGAUGUCAGUAGUCCAGGGGACCCUGAUGCCGAAGAACUUGACCCAGAGGAAUCCGACCCGGAAGACCCCGACUCAGAGGAUCCUGACUCAGAUGACCCUUUCCCCCAGUUUCCAGACCCAGUGGACCCCGAGGACGAAGAUCCCAUCCGAGAAAGCCCAGCAAUAAUACUGGGUCUUCAAUAA
Molecule: messenger RNA, 384 nt
Organism: Diaporthe amygdali
Lineage: Eukaryota; Fungi; Ascomycota; Sordariomycetes; Diaporthales; Diaporthaceae
Exons: 2
Coding region: 1-384 (127 amino acids)
Source: RefSeq, a predicted model, not a curated record